This is a messenger RNA of Pseudoliparis swirei, 2872 nucleotides long. RefSeq names its product mitochondrial fission regulator 1-like (gene mtfr1l). Gene Ontology annotation, biological process: aerobic respiration; mitochondrial fission. The transcript has 7 exons. The record is from RefSeq and is a predicted model, not a curated record. Gene Ontology annotation, cellular component: mitochondrion. Bases 195 to 1121 code for a protein of 308 amino acids. Lineage: Eukaryota; Metazoa; Chordata; Actinopteri; Perciformes; Liparidae.
GAAAACACACAACUCCCAGCUGAAAGACGAAGAGGAGAAGUGACUGCUCGUGAAUAAUUGAACGGCUCGGCGGUCCCAUUUGCAGGCGAAAUCUACCAGUUGGCAGUAGCAGUGACAUGGCAUCUGUGCACUGAACUGCUCCGUCAUCGGCUGCUGUCGGCACCGAGCGUUGGUGUGCAACUUCCAUCGUCACCAUGGAAACAGAUGCAGAAGUUAUUCCUAUCUGGCAGAAUAAGCCGCAUGGAUCCACCCGUAGUGUUGUGAGAAGAAUUGGCUCCACUCUUCCACUCAGACCUCCACAAAGAGCAUGCUUCCAGGAACUACCGGGCAUUCCUGCUCUUCGCCGUAUGGAUGGCCCCAUUGUUCCUACCUUGGCAGACAUAGCCUGGAUUGUUGCAGAUGAAGAGGAGACGUAUGCCAGAGUGCGGACCGACAGUCGACCUCUGAAACACGAGUGGCGGCCCACGCCUCUCCUGGUGCUCCACAGGAACUCAUCUGUACCCAACUUCCGCCGUGAAGGCAAAAGGAUGGAGGGCCUUAGGAAGCCUGGGGUGACGGCGCUGAACCGUACCACUGCCCUGCAAGACGAGCUCAGCAGACUCCGUGCACAGAUCGCCAAGAUUGUGUCAAGUGAUUCUGACUCCAACCCCGUGACCCCUGACCUGCUCUCCCCCGAUGACACAAGUAUGAGCUUCUCCAUGGCGCCUUUCGAGGCGGCGCCCUGCCAGCCGGCCGCCACAGCUGCCGCCUCCUUUGUCAUCAGUGAUGUCACGGAGGAGGAUCAAGAGGAGGAGGAUGAUGUGGUCUCUGUGGUGUCGGAGCUCGUCCCUGACCCUGUGCCCCCUGUUUCCAUGACGGCAUCGGCAACCUUUCACCUUGACAGACCCACCAUGGACUUCCGGGAGGCAGAGGAGGAUACAGUGUCGCUAUCAAAGUCUACCAGCUUUGCGGAUGUUAUGGACAUCCUGAAGGACAUGAACCGCAUGAAGAUGAGCAAGGACAGGUACAACCGAGGUUGCACGUCCCUCAGAGAGGAGGACUCCGCGUCUCUAAUUUCAGAAGCUCUGAGGAAAAAGUUUGUCCUGAAGGAAGAAGAUACUGACGCUGUGAAACGGAAGUAGCCUGGCCACGUGUUUCUCAUCGACACCCGAUACUGGUGCUCCAUGUAAGUCAGGACAGGGUUGAAGAAAGUUUAAAAAUAUAUAUAUUUUGUAUAAUGAGCCCUUGAAGGCAUGUGGUAGCCUGUCGUUGAUAAUGCGAUCAGUGGCAGAAUGUUUUUAGCUCACUUGUGGGUUCUUAGCUUUUGUUUUUCUAUUUUCUCUUCAUUAUCUUAGGCUUUUCCCUGUGGAAUAUGUACCCAUGGAUCCGCAACUUUGCUCCUCAGGCCCAAGGCAAUAGCUGUCAGCCAGAGCUAGAACAAAAACACUGUCUCAGACAUUCAAAAUCUAAUCUGCAGGCGCAGUGUGAGGCGGAUCUGCCAACACUUAAUAACAAUAAACGCACAUUGCAUCCAGUAUAUUUCUGUCUGGAAAUACUUUUAUGUUAAAUUAAUUUUUGAAUAAGUUCUCAACAGAAAGCGCUCAAGAAGCUUCAUGUGUGUCUGCACUAUUUGGAUUUUAGAUGCUGUUCUUUCACUGUUAAUGGACAUCGUGGAGGGGCUGGUCAUACAUCACAAAGCCCUCUAAAAUACUUGAAAUGUAUGUACAGAUGAAACGGAUCUACUGUACAAGCAGAAAAGUACUUGUGUGUGAACUUCAGAUCUUUGCUGCUUGUAUUACUCCAGGUGAGUUGGCAGAUGUGCGCAGCUUUGUGUACAUCAUGUUGCUUGCUCCACUGCACCUCUUACGCCUGUCCUAUUGUUUGUGAUUAAUAUAGAUGAAUAGUCACUGAACCAUAGGACUGAUGUCGAAACGGAAACGUAAGUGUGUCGUGUAAAAAUCAAAGGAAGUUUAUGAGUGAAAUGUGCACCCACCAUUGUUUGUCAUCGUCUGUGUUUCCAGUAAAGGCAAUGAUGGAUACAAGCUUAUAUACAGGUGUCUAGACACACAUUUACAUUGUUAUAAGUACUCGCUGAAACCACCUUUUUAUGAUUCAACAUUACAGAACAUUCUGUAAGCAGAGUUUUGACACAUGGGUAAAUUGCUUGUUGUGUGAGUUGCGAUGAUGACGAUGAUAUUCUUGUCGACGCCUUUCCACGGAUCUGUUAAAAAGCCUGAUUUUUAUCCCCUUGUUAGUUCAAGUGCCAUGGGCUUGUCUGUUCAGCCCCACUCCUCAUUGCUAGCCCUUUCCUGAACGUGCCCUUCAUCUUUAUUAAGAUUCCCAUGUUUUUCUCUCAAACAAGUUGUGUGUGGGUUGUUUAACAUGACCCCCAACGUCACUGUUUAAAAAGAAUAUCCAUCACGCCAAUGCCUGCAUGACCAAUGGGAGUCCUUGCGUGUAGUUUUGCAGUUGUGUGUGUGUGUGUGUGUGUGUCACUGUAUGCUGUGGAGCUGAAGUGUGUUUCGCCCUGCCAGAGGUGGCCCUAAGCUUGUCCUCGGUGAUCUUCUCAAUAGUUCAUUUCCUCAUUGGACAGAGUGAAGUAUAAAGUAACUGGAUGAGAAAAACCUACUAUAUGCAAGUUUAAAUAUAUUAAUCGUGUGUCUUUACUGAAGAUAUUCAACCUUACUCAGCAAACUGCCAACUGCAUCGCUCGCCCUGCUAAUAGAGAGAAGAAUUUAGUUGAGCAUUUUCCUCAAAUCUUUUUUGACUUUGUUUCUCUUGUCAUGGGUUGUCACCAUUUGCUGGGUCGAACCUGCCACCACACAUGUAUGUUUAUUUUCUUUUUGUCAUGUUUGGACUUGUAAAUAAAGAUCGGCUGAUGUUUUGAAACUGA